GGAGGAGCCGCCCGGCCCGCGGAGCCCGCUCCUCUUUCCUGAGGGAACGCUCGCUGCCCGGCGCUGCGCUGGCCGCUCCGGAAUCCUCACGGCCUCGGCAGCUGGGAGAAUGACAGGAGGUGACAACUGUUGGGAUCAGGAUGGAUGGUCAGGAUGGAUCAGAGCACCCCCACAGUGCAGCAGAAAUGAGGAUACAUGACAAUAAUUAAGUAUCACCAGGAAGGCAAAUUGCAUUAAUUUAAUCAUCAGCAUCACCCCCCAUCACUCGUUUCGCCCUGGAGGGAGAGGUUUUUCCUGGCAGUUUUCUAAGUUGCUGUGCAAUACCUGUGUCCUCCCAGCUGGGCGUGAGUGAGGAGGAGGAGGAGGUCCUGUUCAGGACAUGGAUGAGGUUCCCCUCCAUGACCCAGUGGCUUUCCAGCUGCUCCAGCACGUGACAGCCACAGUGCCUCCAGCAGUGACUCCCUGUCACAGACUCAGCUGCGAGCUGCCAUCCCUCACACUGACACUUCAUUAAAGGUUGUCUCUCUCAAACAUCCUCCAUGCAAACAAGACAGAAUUGUCACUUCCCCUCUGUACUGCCCAAGGACUGGGAUGGAGAGUUUUGUCUUCCUCCACCACACUUGGUGACCUUACCUGUCCUUGCAGUUCCAACCCCACACCUCCCUCCUGCUGUGCCUCUGCAAGUCCUAAAUUCAUGCCUUGUCAGGGCAGGGGCUAUUCCAGCUUGACUCCCACAUCCCAGCUCGUUCCCCUAGGGGAGGCAAGAGCUGACAGCAUCAGCUGCCUGAGUUCACUCUGAGGAGGCAGCACCAGCCAGGCGUGAGAUUCUGAUCAGGCCUUCAGGCUGGCAUCAUCCUGGGAUGAAUCCACAACAUCCAUCAGCCACAGAGCCCAGACCCCCCUCCUGGGCACCCCAACCCCAAGCUGAGAGCAGUCACAGCACCCAUGGUACAGACAGUCACUCCUCACAGACUGCUGCCUUUAUCCUUCAAAAAAUUUGGUGGGAGCCAGACUUUCUGUGAUGUAGGAAGCUGACUGCUUCCCGAGGUCCCUCCUGCACCCACCAGAGAAAUGGCAGUUCCCAGGGAAGCCAGGGACAUCUUGCUGCAGGGACAUCCAAGCAGAGGGGCAUUCCCAAAGGGUGGGGAGGGAAUCUUGCCACUGCAGGAGCCAUAGCACAUCCCUCUGCAGAGCACUCAGCCUCCCACCAACUCCCUCCCUCCAGAGACCUGCUGUUGCCCUCCUCUAUAAAGCCCUUCCCUGCCUGGAAUCAGGCAUGUGGAGAAGAAAAGGCUGUUUAUCCCUUUCCCAGCUGGCUCCUUGCUCAGCAGCCUCAGCACAGCAGCCAUGGGAUGAUGCUGUGGCCUCUGAGUGCCCCCAGCCUCUGCUUUGCCCUCCAGGUCUGCCAGCACUCUCCUCAUGUCACCAUUCCUGCUGUCCUGUGAGGUGCUCAGAGCCAUCUCAGCCAUAAGGAAUGGAUCUCAUCGGCUUUGUCACUUCCCUGCCCUUUUCCCAGCUGCUGAGGUUGAGAUGCAACAAGUUUGUAGGUUCUGCUACAAGGCGUGCACACCUUUGAGGGUCUGGGAAUCCCAAAACCCCCAGUUCUGUGCUCCUGAUAUUCCCCCUCAGUGAAUUACUGGCUCAUCCCUGCGGGGAGAGGCCAAAGCCUCACAGGUGUGGCCCUGUGAGUCCCACCGGGAUCGUUGUUGAAGCUGCAGGGUUGGGAUCAGCCCUGGGAAGGGUGGCAGGCAGAGAUCACGGUGUUAUCACUGCCACAACCAGCCUUUCUCCUGGAAAGGGGAGCGACUCUGAUUUCUCUGUGGGCUGAAGGUCACGCUCGGUUUUACAGCCUGGCAAAGGAGAAGAAAGGAGCAAUUCUGUUUACUUAGGGAGUCAUUAAUAUCCCAGCUCCUGGCAUGUACAGAGGCAGCAGGAACCUCCCCCACAGAGCAGCAGAGAGAGAGGCUGUGCAGCCCUUUAUUAUUCCAUUAUCAGCCAGGCAGGAUUAGGAGGGCGGGUCAGGGAACAGUGCCGGCUUUGAGCAGCUUUAGCUUCUUUCCAAAGGCUUAUCCCGGCUCAGUCUCACUCUCUGGACUCAACUCACUUAUUCUCUGUGUGGAGGGGUUUGAGUAAUGCUGGGGAGAGAGUGGGCACGGGGUCAUGGAGCUUUAAUAGCCCAGCAGGCAAAACCUGGGAGGUUCCUUUAGCAGGAACUCAUUUUGUAUGUUGAAUUUCAGAGACUAGGGAGGGCAGUUUCUCAGUUCCGCCAACUCCCUCAUUCUCCCCGGGGAAAAUCAAGCCUCGGCGCUGUUUUGGGGCAGUUCCGUGCUCGGGACAACCCGGUGCUGGGGCGGGACAGCCAUUCCAAGCGGCUUCCUGCAGCGCUGGACGAGGUUUUGCUCUUUGUUCUUACCCAAGUUUCUCCCUGGAGCCCGGGUGGGGUGGCCGGAGCAUACCGAUCCCAGCCCGGCAAGGAAGGAGGAGCCGUGGGAACUGAGGCAGCAAAUCUCUCUUCUUCUUUCCCAGGCCAGAAAUGGGGUUUGGGAUGGGAUGAUAUGUUUCCCCCCGUAAUUCCACUCUGGGAAUGCUGCCCGCCGGCAUGGAGCAUCGCCGCAGGGAUCACCCCUGGAUUGGGAUCGAGCGUCCCAGCUCAGCCCCAGCCAGGUGGUUCUCAUUGCAACCUCUGACUCACCUCCCAAAAAUUCCUGCGCUCACAUCAUGGCAGGAAACCGCUACCGGGAAGUGGUAAAAGCCCUGGACGGCCUGAAAUUCGGCUUUCCCCAGCGAAGGGGGAGAUCAAACGGCAGACUUUGGCCUCAGUCCCUCUGACGCCAGGGCUUGUCAUCGGGGGGAUGUCUCGGCGAGCGAGUGGUGGGUGUGUGGUUCCUCCAGACUCAGCAGCUUUUUUGCCUGGAGUUUGGGAGUGUUUUCCCUGAGGAGGCCUGAGCUCAGAAAUAUUUUUAAGCAAAUUAUCAGCUGGGAGGAAUGAGCUCAGCUCGUCGGCAUUGUUCAGGGCUGUGCCGGCAGCUGCCGAGAGCUCAGCGGAGCGUUGGGGAGCAGCCCCCAACAAGUUGUAGAGCCUGGCUGUGAUUUAAGAGCUGCCACAAAAAAAAAAAAAAACAAAAAACCCUGAGCUUCUUGGAGGCUGAGAGAAGCUGGAUUUUGGGGGAAACCUGCCACCUGGGUCAUGGAGACAGGUAAAAAGGUGCAGCCACUUUCCCGAGUUCUGCAGCAAAUCAGUGACAGAGCCCAGACCUGUGUCCUAGUUGAGUAUGAUGUCUCAGUCACUCUCCUCCCGGAGAUAUCUCUGCUAGCUCUGUCCCCUCCAGCUCUGUGCCCCGUGUCAGCCCCAGCCCCGCGGCGGGGAGGGGCUGAUCCGCAUGGAAACGGCUCCAUCUCGGCACCGGCCGCUCCCGCAGGAGCUGCCUGGAAAGUUCCCACUGCUGCAGUCGGUGCCUGUCCCCCUGCCAAGCCUGCAGCCCUGCCAGCCCCGAUGCAGCGCCAGCCGCGCUAUUUCUGGCUCCACCUUGAGACACGUACCUUCAGCAGUGGGAACGAUGCUAAAAGAGAUGGAUUCGGGAGGAGUGCAUCCCCCUCCCGUUCCCGUCCCCGGGUGGCUGCCGGCGGACGCGGCAGGGCGGGCAGGGAUGUGGAGGAGCUGUGUGCCUCGAAGGGAAGCACUGCAGUUCAUCUUGCAGCAGAGGCACGUCCUCUGCACACCUCCUCCGGGAUUGUGCUGCGGCAGUGGGACCCCGAAAUCCGGGUCUGCUCUGGCACCGAGAGCCCCAGGUCUCUGCUGCAGCCCCCAGGGGCACGAAGGGUUGUGGAAGGCGUGGGAAGCCCCCAGGCUCUGUGCUUUUCUUUCCCCAAGAUAACUCCCAGUGCAGAUCAGCUCCUCCAGCAUCUGGGGGCAGGAGCAGGAGGAGUCCGGGGCCGGAGGGAGCUGAGCGAGGUUAUUGAUGUAUUUAACCCUUGGCUUCUUGCACAAGGCAAACCUCGUCUGCUGUUUAUGCCUCGGUUUCCCCAAAUUCAGGGUACACAUCAGCUUGCCCAGCGAACCCAGGGCACGGUGUUUCAAAUGUACAAACCUUCUCCACCAAAUGAUGUCUGCGGAGUCUGGGAUACCCCAGGUUUCCUCCGGGGACAGGAGCUGGAGGGGUGUUUGCUCUUGAAGGAAGACUGGUGGUGAUGGCUGGACUGGACGCUCUGCCCCAUGGGGGAAUCCUCUUUGCAGUGAGGAAGGA
This is a messenger RNA of Oenanthe melanoleuca, 4244 nucleotides long. RefSeq lists its product as uncharacterized. The record is from RefSeq and is a predicted model, not a curated record. The coding region runs from base 3188 to 4189 and encodes 333 amino acids. NCBI's taxonomy places the organism in Eukaryota, Metazoa, Chordata, Aves, Passeriformes, Muscicapidae. The transcript has 2 exons.